Messenger RNA from Lolium perenne, 775 nucleotides. The record is from RefSeq and is a predicted model, not a curated record. NCBI's taxonomy places the organism in Eukaryota, Viridiplantae, Streptophyta, Magnoliopsida, Poales, Poaceae.
CGGUUACGGGAGGAGAUGGCAGCGAAGGAGCAGGCGGCCCAGGAGCAAAGGGCGCAGAUGGAGCAGCAGAUUCUGCAGUACCAGCAGCAGCAGACACAGAUGAUGCAGCAGAUGCAACAGCAGCAGCAGAUGAUGCAGCAGCAGCAGGCACAGAUGAGCUGGCUCAUGAGCCAGACGGCUCUGUCUUCUCCACCGGGGAGUCUUCCUCCUCCACCUUACUCCAUGUGGAUGCCGCCACCGCCCACUCAGACCCCGGGGACACCUAUCACCGUCAACAACAUGAACAUCAUCCGGAGCAUGAACCUCGGCAAUGACAAUGAGGCCGGCGGAAGCGGAGGAGGACAAGGUUGAUGGCAUGGUCUUCGUGCACUCGUCGUCGUUGCAAUGGAUUGUUCGCACUUGUUAUGGAUUGUAAUAAUGGACAUUGCUAUGCAUGAACUAUAUGUGCUCGAUGUGGACUCUAUGUAACGGAUUGUAUGCAUGAACUAUGUGUGCUCGAUGUAUUUGUGGUGUUGUUGAUGUGUUUGGUGAUCUUAUGUUGAUAUAUAUGUUAUAUAUGCUAUAUUUGUGAAAUGCAAUAUUUGAAAUGCAGGGAUAAUUGAAAAAUAGCAAAAAAAUGAAAAAACCAGGCCCCUUUGCCGUGUGUGUGCACACGGCAAAGGACAUUUGGUCUCUUUGCCGUGUGCACACGCACGGCAAAGGGGCCACGUGUCGCCCAACUGUGCUCCUGGGAGCUCCUGGGGGGCGUGCCUGCAUGGUUCUUUGCCGUGCGUGG